Molecule: messenger RNA, 939 nt
Organism: Dentiscutata erythropus
Lineage: Eukaryota; Fungi; Glomeromycota; Glomeromycetes; Diversisporales; Gigasporaceae
Source: the annotation of a GenBank genome assembly
GAUGGUAUUAUUAAGGGUAAAAAAAUUACAGAACUAGGGCCAUGCUCCGAAUGUGGCAAUGACAUUUUAAUAUUUCCUCUCAAGGCAUUUACAUACCUAACAUGCGGACACCUUUUUCAUAGACUCUGUAUCGAAAAAAAGCUUUUACUUACUGUUCCAAACACGUGUCCAUUCCCAGGUUGUGGAAAGAAUGUGGAAAUAUUAGAUCAAGCUAAUCCCCUUGGUACUGUUUCCAAUUUGCCGUUAACUGAUCCCAAGGAGGCCUUCCAAUCAACUGGAAUUUCACCUUUGAUGGGCGAAACAUUCAUCCUAUCUUCACCACCUAUACGGAUGGAAGGGAUCGAGGGUAUGGCAACCCAACAAGUCGAAAGUAAUUUGAGGUGCGCCAAAUGUUCUGAAGAUCUUUCUUCAUGUCUCCCACCUAUAGGCUUUCUUCGGUUCUCUCCUCAACUUCAAGGUCCCUUGAAACCACUCAUAUACUUAACCUGCAAACAUAUCAUCCAUUACAAUUGUAUCGAUAAUCUACAAAAACUAUGUCCUAUAUGUCCAUCAACUAAUAUGGAACCGGAAGAGGGAGAAGAAAUGAGUAUUGAUGGCGAAGAACAACCUGAUACCAGCAGUAAAAAACGUUCCAACGAAGGUACGGACGUCAACUCAUCUACACCCAAGAAGAAGGCAAAGAAAGCAGUUAGAAGAGAAGAUUCACCCAUUUUGAAAAAGCUUAUCAAGGAAUUGUCCGCUCCAAUUCCACAGCAAAGCUCUUCUGGUAGUAUUAUUUCUCUACAGACAUUCCCCGAUAUGGAUAUUAGCUCGGUUAAUUUUCGUGAACUAGAUAAUAAGAUCAUCAAUGCCGAAGAUGGUAAUAAAAAAACUAUUCUAGAAGUGAUUCAUGCAUAUUAUUAUUUUGGGAAAGGACCAGGACAAAGUUUCAGAGGCUAA